Blastocystis hominis is the source of this 360-nucleotide messenger RNA. RefSeq lists its product as hypothetical. Bases 1 to 360 code for a protein of 119 amino acids. The transcript is spliced from 4 exons. Lineage: Eukaryota; Bigyra; Opalinata; Blastocystidae. The record is from RefSeq and is a predicted model, not a curated record.
AUGAAUACUUCAAGUAUAAAACUGUUUUUAAUUGUCACCCUAUGCGUGAACUUAUGGAUAAGUCUGAAAAACUGUACUACUUCCGCAAAUUACCCAGGUUUACAUGUCUUAAUGGGACUUUUACCUAUAAGACAGCAAGUACAGAAAGCUGAAAGUGUAUCUAGAGAAAUAACUGCAGCACCCAUUGAAGACGUAACUAUGUCCAACAAUCAAACUCUCUCCUCUAUUGUUGGAAAGAGUGGGUUUUCUCCUAGCGAUAGCGUUUCUCAUGUAUUUUUCUUAUGUUUAUGUAAACCUAGAGCAUUAGCUCUGCAUAUCCCUCUAGCCAGCCAGUAUUCACACGGAUCGAAUAAAACAUAG